AUGUACUUACAUAACAUCACAGCUUCUUCAGAAGAGCAAAGCCCUCACAGAUCUGCCUUGUAUCCUCAACAUGGCCUUGGCAGAGAAGUGGAGGCCCAUAGGGAUCCGAUUCGAAAGGCGAAAGAACUGGAUAUUUUGAGAAAGCUAUACAAAUCACAAUACGAAGAUCGAAAAGAUCGAAAUCCAAUACGCACCGAAGGAACCUGCGAGUGGUUCGUCGCCCAUAGGCUAUUCAGAGAGUGGCAAGAGAACAAAGAGUCAACAACACUUUGGGUGUCUGCAGAUCCCGGCUGCGGAAAAUCCGUCCUAGCAAAGCACUUGAUAGAUUCUGUACUACCAAGUACGGCAUCCAGAACGACAUGUUACUUCUUCUUUAAAGACGACUUUGAAGACCAGAGGAGUGUCGUUAGUGCUCUUUGCUGUAUUUUACAUCAGCUUUUUAAGCAGAAUCGUACUCUACUGACUGAGGCUAUUCUUGAGCAAUUUGAAAUUUAUAUGGAAGAUAUCACGGGCUCGUUCAGCAAACUCUGGAGUACCCUUCUCAGCGCUGUCAAAGAUAACAAUGCUGGUGAAAUCGUGUGCAUACUAGAUGCAGUUGACGAAUGCGAAGAAUCUGGAAGAUCUCAGCUCGCCGAAGCCUUAUACGCACUCUAUCGCCACAAGAAAAACUCGAAAGACUCGAAUCUAAAGUUUCUCUUAACAAGUCGGCCUUACAUUUCCAUUCGCCAUGGUUUCAAGCGCCCAGAUAUCCCACAAUUGGCUGUUAUUCAUCUGAGCGGAGAGAAUGAUAUUGAGAUGGCAAAGAUUUCUCAAGAGAUUGAUAUUUUUAUUCAAUCUAAAGUUCAAUUAGUCAAAAAAAGGCUCAAACUUACCAAUAGUGAGCGGGACCUUUUGCUUCGAGAGCUGAUGCGCAUCCCUAACCGAACCUAUCUAUGGGUACAUCUCACUCUGGAUUUAAUUCAGGAUGAUCCCAAUCUUGAUGAAGUUGGAAUAUUUGGGGCGACUUCUCACCUCCCCAGAUCAGUUGAAGAGGCUUACGAGAGGAUACUAUCUCGAAGUCGCGAUCUGAAGGAAGCUAAGAAACUGCUGCACAUCGUGGUGGCAGCAUCGCGACCCUUAACUUUGAAGGAGAUGAACUUCGCUUUAGCGCUGAGAAACAACCACCGUUCGUACAACAACUUUAAAUUGAAAUCAGAAGAGCGAUUCCAGGAGAAUGUGCGAGAUCUUUGCGGCCUCUUCGUUGUGGUCGUCGAUUCAAAGAUCUACCUGCUCCAUCAAACUGCGAAGGAAUUUCUUGUACAGGAUGAUCAAACGAAUGCUAUUAAACGUACUAAUUUAGAUCUUGAAUGGAAACACUCGCUGCGGCCGCAAGAAUCUCAUGGCAUUCUCGCAGAGAUUUGCAUAAGGCAUCUACUCUUUGUUGAAUUCGAGGCUGAGUCUUUCUCCCCAAAUGCCAAGCAUACAUUUCUCGACUACUCUGCCAAACAUUGGACCACUCACCUCCGUGAGUCGCGGAUUGAUGUCAAAAAUAGUCCAUUCUCUAUAUCAAUAUUACGGCUCUGCGAUACAACCUCAAGCAGCUGUCUAUCUUGGCUUAGGAUUUACUGGAGCGGCACAAACACCGACUUUCCAGGCGAUUUCACUCCCCUUAUGACUGCAUCUUAUUUUGGGCUUACGGAAGUGAUGAAGUGCCUAUAUAAACUGGACAAUGCCGAAUUGAAUUUACAAGACGACACAUAUGGGCGGUCAGCACUGUCUUGGGCCGCAGGAAAUGGCUUUCACGGUGCUGUAAAGCUUUUAAUUAGUCGCUGGAGAGGUUUCAGGCUGCUAUCUAGGGUGGGGGCCCGAGUUGAUUCAGUUGACAGAGAUGGUCUAACACCACUAUCUCAUGCCAUUCUUAAUAGCCAUGUUGCUGCCGCUAAGCUAUUACUCAAGGCAGGGGCCCGCGUUGAUACAAAGGAUGGCAUUGGUGGGACGCCGCUCUCUUACGCCAUUUGCAAUGGACACGAGCAAAUAAUUAAGCUUAUGUUCAAGAAGAAAACCAACAUAAACACUGAGGAGGACAUAAGCACUCCAUUACUUCUGUCCGCUGCAGAGAAGGGUCGUGAGGAUAUAGUGAAGCUCCUACUUGACAGGGGACUGGUAGACCCCAACACUGUCAAUACGUACGGCCAGACGCCAUUAUCAUUGGCCAUCAUGAAUCAUCAUAUUACUGUCGCUAAACUCCUCAUCGAG
Trichoderma virens Gv29-8 is the source of this 2235-nucleotide messenger RNA. RefSeq lists its product as uncharacterized. Gene Ontology annotation, molecular function: protein binding. The record is from RefSeq and is a predicted model, not a curated record. The transcript has a single exon. The annotation marks the transcript as partial. NCBI's taxonomy places the organism in Eukaryota, Fungi, Ascomycota, Sordariomycetes, Hypocreales, Hypocreaceae.